Molecule: messenger RNA, 840 nt
Organism: Cyclocybe aegerita
Lineage: Eukaryota; Fungi; Basidiomycota; Agaricomycetes; Agaricales; Hemipholiotaceae
Source: the annotation of a GenBank genome assembly
GAUGUUCACGAAGACCCAAGUCAUCGCCGCUGCCGUCGUCGCUGCGUCCACCCUCGCCGUCAAUGCCGCCCCAACAUACAUGAACGAGGUCGCCGACGUUGAGGCGCGCGGUUUCGGAAACGGCGGCUGGAUCAAGCCCUCCGCUGGCAAGAAUAACAAGGCGAAGACUCGCCAGGCUCACGAAGUCGCUGCUAUCGAACACCACAAGUCUCAGGAGCCCGGCCAUCCUGCCGUCGCCCCCGGCAACACCGCCACUGUCCAUGACUCUUGGCACCAGAGCAAUAAUGGUCCGGUGCACUCCACCGUCAAGUACGCGGACUCGAAGGGGAACCAUGUCACCACCCUCCACAUCGGCAAAGACGGUCAUCGCCAGGAGGGUUCUACCUCCAAGUCUCACCAAGGAGGCUGGUGGGCUCCCCCUGGCUCCCCUUCUCGUCGUGAGGAACUCGAGGUGCGCGGUUUCGGAAACGGUGGAUGGAUCAAGCCCUCUGCCGGGAAGAACAACAAGGCGAAGACGCGUCAAGCUCACGAGGUUGCUGCUAUCGAACACCACAAGAAGCAAGAGCCUAACCACCCCGCUGUCGCCCCCGGCAACACCGCCACUGUCCAUGACUCUUGGCACCAGAGCAAUAAUGGUCCGGUGCACUCCACCGUCAAGUACGCGGACUCGAAGGGGAACCAUGUCACCACCCUCCACAUCGGCAAGGACGGUCAUCGCCAGGAGGGCUCUACCUCCAAGUCUCACCAAGGGGGCUGGUGGGCUCCCCCUGGUUCUCCCUCUCGCCGUGAGAUCGAAGACAUCCUGGCGCGCGCUAUGGAGUUCUACGACGAGCUUGACUA